Messenger RNA from Ornithorhynchus anatinus (platypus), 3148 nucleotides. RefSeq names its product interleukin 1 receptor associated kinase 4 (gene IRAK4). The coding region runs from base 102 to 1493 and encodes 463 amino acids. The record is from RefSeq and is a predicted model, not a curated record. NCBI's taxonomy places the organism in Eukaryota, Metazoa, Chordata, Mammalia, Monotremata, Ornithorhynchidae. Gene Ontology annotation, biological process: protein phosphorylation; signal transduction. The transcript is spliced from 12 exons. Gene Ontology annotation, molecular function: magnesium ion binding; protein serine/threonine kinase activity; ATP binding.
AUGAGCGGCGGGUUUUUCUUCCCGCCGAGCGGAAGGCGGUUAAAGGCGCGGGCCCGGAGGAGGCGCAGGACCGGUCGCGCCACCCUCCCAGGUAGAAGAGGAUGAGUAAAACUGUAACCCCUUCGACAUAUGUCCGCUGCCUAAAUUUCGGGCUAAUUAGGCAGCUGGCAGAUUUCAUUGAUCCUCAGGAAGGAUGGAAGAAGUUAGCAGUUGAUAUAAAGAAGCCUUCUGGAGAGAGUAAAUACAACCAGCUUCAUAUAAGGAGAUUUGAAGGAUUAAUUCAAAUGGGGAAAAGCCCUACUUGUGAAUUACUCUUUGACUGGGGAACAUCAAACUGUACAGUUGGCGACCUUGUGGAUCUCUUGAUCAGAAAUCAGUUUCUAGCACCGGCAAGUCUUUUACUGCCAGAUGCCGUUCCAAAAACAGACCAAACGUUUCCUCUACCUUCUCAAGAAACCCUCCCCAUUCAGGAGAAACCGGUCCCUCCCCUUGACAAAGAAAAGACGACAACCCUGCCCGGGAUGGCUCAGAAUCAUGAAUAUUAUUCAUUUCCUGAUUCUACAAGUUCAGACACCAACAGUGUGGAAUUUAGUGACACACGUUUUCACCAAUUUUCAUUUCAAGAAUUGAGAAGUGUUACAAGUAACUUCGAUGAACGUCCAAUCUCAAUUGGUGGGAAUAAAAUGGGAGAGGGAGGUUUUGGAGUUGUAUACAAAGGCUCCAUCAGCAACAGAGUAGUGGCAGUGAAAAAACUUGCAGCAAUGGUUGAUAUAAGUACCCAAGAACUGAAACAGCAGUUUGAUCAAGAAAUAAAAACAAUGGCCAAGUGUCGACAUGAAAACUUAGUAGAAUUGAUUGGUUUCUCCAGUGACGGAGAUGAUCUCUGCCUGGUGUACGUAUACAUGCCUAAUGGUUCCUUGUUUGACCGACUCUCCUGUUUGGAUGGUACCGCACCGCUUUCCUGGCAUACAAGAUGUGACAUUACUCAGGGUAUAGCAAGUGGCAUUUCUUUCUUACAUGAAAACCAUCAUAUUCAUAGAGAUAUUAAAAGUGCAAAUAUCUUGCUAGAUGAAGCUUUUGUUCCCAAAAUUUCUGACUUUGGACUUGCACGAGCUUCUGGGAAGUUUACCCACACAAUGAUGACCAACAGAAUUAUGGGAACAACGGCAUACAUGGCUCCUGAAGCCUUACAUGGAGAGAUAACGCCCAAAUCUGACAUUUACAGUUUUGGUGUGGUUUUGCUAGAAAUAAUAACUGGACUUCCAGCAGUGGAUGAACAGCGUGAUCCUCAGUUAUUGCUGAACAUUAAAGACGAAAUUGAAGAUGAAGAGAAGACUAUUGAAAGUUAUAUUGAUACGAAGAUGAAUGAUUGGGAUUCCACAUCAGUUGAAAAUAUGUAUUCUAUUGCUAGUCAGUGUCUGCAUGAAAAGAAGAACAAGAGGCCAGAUAUCCGGAAGGUCCAACAGCUCCUACAAGAGAUGACCACUUGCUGAUGUCCUUUUGAUUCGUCCAUUUUGAGGCUAACCUUGAAGAUGGACAAAAUGGAAAAAAAACACCCAACGACCUGUAUUACUUCCCUCAAAGCCAACUGAGUUUUCAAUUUUUUCUAAAUCUUGUUUAACUAGCCUAAGUUACUAAGAGUGCCUUAUGUGUAUAUUUGUAAAGAUAAAAAUGUCAUUUUGCUUUGUUCUUUUGUAUUGACAUUUAGGAUCAUGCCAUUUUCUAAAGACCCUGCUUUUUUAUUUAUCCACUAGAAUGAGAUUUCCUUCUCCUUAUUCCUCUCCCCUGGAUCUUGAUGUGCUACAUUUGUUCCUACGCCAUUUCUCAGCCACACCGUUUAGGUUUUUAUUAAAAGCGGGUGUUUAACAGAGUACAGAUAUAUUUUCUUCAAGUCAAGUGAUUUCCCAUAAUUUUAAAAUGGCAAUGAGCCAGCUGAAGGAAGAGGAACAAGGAAGGGAAAACAUGUAAGCAGCCCUAUUAACAUGUGCUCUGGCUGUUGGGAAAACAAGUUUGAAGGACCAACGCCACCAUUUGGGGGGUCACAGAGGGGUAUCAGGUUGGAGAACGUGGAGGCGGACAUGAAAAACAGAAAUCUAGAAAAGCCUAACUAGAAUGGGGUCAGUGCUGAAACACGUUCAGUUAGAAGAGCAAGAGUAAAAUAAACAGGAUUGCUUCCUCUAAAUCAUACGUUUCCCGAAUCAUUUUAUACAAACUACAAACUGUAGUUUGUAUGAAACUGUUUGGGUAGAUGCUUCUUUAAUUUACAUGCCUGGGGGUCUAGUAAUAUAAAUUUGUUUGACAUAUAAUGUGAUUCAGUGGAGAGAAAGGAAAUAUAUAUAUUUUUAAGUCCCCAGAAUAGAGGAAAAAUGCAAUUGGAUCAACAAAGUUAUCUGUGCAUUCUCAUUUAAAUGGUGCUACUUCAGCUGUGCAUAUAAUUACUUUUAGCUUUACCAGCAAUAAUGAUCAAUUAGUUAACUGUGCUACCGAAGGAGCUGCAGAGCAGGAAUAAUGGAUUAUCCCUGGUAGUCUUAACCUUGUCCCUCAAAGGAGGAGGAACAAGGAGCAUAAUUGAAUUCACCUCUGAAUCACUGCAAUUUGAAUUAUGUUUUGUAGUAAAUUUUAAUGUCUUAAUGUAAUGUUUUAUACAGUCUGUAACCUAUGAAAAUAGUUAAGGGUGUUAAAUAGCAAAACUAUUGCUUAAAAUCAUGCCGAAAACAGUGCUGAAGGUAUUUUAUUGUACCAUAAAGUAUUCGCUCGUAAACCAAGAAUUUAAAAAUUAAGACUAAAACAACUGGUUGCUUGUGUAAUUUAGGAUCAAAAAAAAUUAGUCACCACCCACAAGAUACUACAGAACUGGGCAGGAAAUAGACAAAUCUGGAAGGUACAGUGAUAAAGUGGAUUACUUUCCCAUGCUUUGAUGCCUUAAUAAAUAUAAUUUAUUUAAAACUUGUUAACAUUUCUAUAGUGACGUCUUUGGCCUAUAAAAUGUUUUAAGAAAUGGCUCUUUGAGAAUCUCAAAGAACUGCCAUGAGCUGUUCGGAAGAAAGAUAUUAUGAGCAAGAACCUUGUCUCUUUGUUGUGUAUUUCCAAGGGAUCAAUAUAGUGCUCUGUUGAUGUCAAAUUUUCGCCAGGACCAAUUACAAGAUAA